This is a messenger RNA of Labeo rohita (rohu), 5021 nucleotides long. RefSeq names its product SHC (Src homology 2 domain containing) transforming protein 2 (gene shc2). The transcript is spliced from 13 exons. Gene Ontology annotation, biological process: intracellular signal transduction; cell surface receptor protein tyrosine kinase signaling pathway. Bases 883 to 2907 code for a protein of 674 amino acids. Gene Ontology annotation, molecular function: receptor tyrosine kinase binding. Gene Ontology annotation, cellular component: plasma membrane. The record is from RefSeq and is a predicted model, not a curated record. NCBI's taxonomy places the organism in Eukaryota, Metazoa, Chordata, Actinopteri, Cypriniformes, Cyprinidae.
AAUAGACGUUUAUUUGACAUCUGAUGGGAAACGUCCUAUAGACGUAUUGCAGAUGAGCAAACAAUCUAAAAAAAAUACGUCUUGCAGAUGUAAAUGCAGAUGUCAAAUAGACGUCUUCGAGAUGUACCUGCGCUAUCAGGGUAAAAACAACUUUAAAGGCCUUUUUUUCAAUAUUUAGAUUUUUUUGCACCCUCAGAACAAACCAUACAUCAACAGAAAGCUUAUGUAUUCAGCUUUCAGAUGAUGUAUGCAUCUCAAAUUUUAAAAAAUUGACCCUUAUGACUGGUUUGUGGUCCAGGGUCACAUAUGUAAUUUAUGCACUACUGGUCUUGCCCAAAGUCACACCAAUAUUUUCAUCUUGUCAGAAUUCUAAAAAAUAGUAAUGUUUUGAUUUUUUUGAAUUUCGAAAGCUGGGAUAGGAGAAAGUAUGGUAGCAUUCGAAACAUAACACACAGCUGCACGACUGAAUGGCUAUACGUAUCACAGUGGCUGUAGGUUAAUAAGUGCAAGAUGCUGUAAGGAGUUACUCAGGCAGAUGUGCAUUAGCUAAUGUUGCCUGAACGCAGCUGGGUUGGGUAGGGCUAAUAGACAGACCAUAACACUAUGACAUCACCAAGAGAGUGGGGGAAGCUGAGCUGAGAGAGAGAGAGGGAAUGAAGAAGAGAGGGAGGGAUUGAGCAAGCCACAGUAAGGGACAGAGCAACUGUCAGAAAGCAGAGAGAGAGAGACGGAGAGGACGCAGGGCUAGACACAGUCCGCGCAGAACCUUGCGGAUUUCUCCUUUGCUCCCACUGCAUCUUUCCUUUUCCCUUCCCUAGCCAUCCCCCCUUCCCCUCCCUCUUCCCCCCACUGUCCUCUCCGCUCUGGACCGCUCCUCCGGGCAUGCUACUUAAGCCAAAGUAUGGCCGCUUCCGGAACGACUCUGUGACCUCCUCCGACGACCUGAUGCAGAGCCUGGCCAUGAGCGGGAAGGUGGUGGCCACCCCGGUGGCCUCCUCGUCCACGCCUGGCUUGGAGCUGCCGCCCCUGGAGACUGCUGCCCUUCCUCCGCCUUCGGCCCAGGUGCUGGCUGACUCGCCCGGGCUGGACGGCGAGCAGGACGGCACCACCACCUUCUGCAUGCUCAUUCCUAAAAUGCCCCAGUGGAAGUUCUCCAACUCGUUGCUCAGCCGUAGCCCGUCCAACAGCAGCUCCAGCUCCAGUUCCAGCAAGGAUUCCGGCAGGGUGCCUCCGACCGAUAGUUCUCCCGCUUCGGCUUCUGGGGGGGUGGCUGCCGCCAGUGGUCCUGUGGCCAGUCUCGCAGCUGUUUUCAACUCCUGUGACCCUGUUUGUGUGGGCCCAUGUUCCCUACAGGCCGCCAGGAGGCAGAGGGCCAGUCCGAGAGAGUCCGCCGAGGGGAGUCCGGGGAGCUUCAGGACCGGGAUGAACCGGAGGACCAGGGUGGAGGGAAUGUGGCUGGGGGAUAACUUCACCCAAAAGGGCAGCUUCAUCAACAAGCCCUCGCAGGGGUGGUUGCACCCAGACAAGAAGAUCAGCAGCACGGGGGCUUCGUACAUCGUCAGGUACAUGGGCUGCAUUGAGGUUCUGAAAUCGAUGAGAUCUUUGGACUUCAACACUAGGACACAAGUCACAAGAGAGGCCAUCAACAGGUUGUGUGAAGCUGUACCCGGAGGAAAAGCUGCCUGGAAGAAGAAAGCCACCAACAAAACCCUGCAGUCUAUCAUGGGGAAGAGUAACCUACGUUUUGCUGGAAUGAGCAUCGGCGUCAACAUCUCCAUUGACGGCUUGAGUCUCCUCGUCCCCACCACGCGACAGGUGAUUGCCCAUCACCCCAUGCAGUCCAUAUCUUUCGCCUCUGGUGGAGACUCGGAUACACCCGAUUACGUCGCGUAUGUGGCCAAAGACCCUGUCAAUCAAAGAGCAUGUCACAUCCUGGAGUGCUGUGACGGUCUUGCCCAGAAUGUGAUCAGUACCAUCGGCCAGGCCUUUGAACUGCAGUUCAAACAGUACCUACACAGCCCACCCAAAGCCAUUCCCACCAUGGAUAGGACCAUACGAACAGAAGAGUCGGCGUGGGGUGAUGACGAGGAAUCGUCUGAGCACGAUUACUACAACAGCAUCCCAGGAAAGGAGCCUCCUGUCGGGGGAGUGGUGGACUCUAGGCUCAGGCCUCCGGCGGGCCUACUGGGUCACGUCCACACGCAACCACAGAGCAAAACUCUUCAGACAGGGUCACCGGCCAAAAGAGAUGCAGCCAGCCUCCCUGCCCCCAACUUGUGUUAUGAAAUGCAAUGGGACAUGGAGAACAACAGCAGCUCAAGUUUGACUUCCGAUGGUUACCUGCGAGCAGACGGUCGUCCUCAAGGUAGCCGCGAUUACGAGGAACACCUGUAUGUAAAUACCCAGAAUCUAGACAACAUGGAGGCCUCAGCGGACGCCCGAGGAGGACGUAGACCUGAAAGUCCAAAGAAAGACAUUUUCGAUAUGAGGCCGUUUGAGGACGCUCUGCGUCUGCACGAGGCUGGUGGAGUUUGUAUAUUGGAGGACAAGUGGCCGAGUCCCCCACGGCGCCGGGCCCCCGUCGCCCCUACAGAGGACCAGCUGCGGCGGGAGAUGUGGUACCACGGCCGCAUGAGCCGCAGGGACGCAGAGAAUUUGCUGGCCCGAGAUGGAGAUUUCCUGGUGCGGGACAGCGCCACUAACCCGGGCCAGUAUGUGCUGACUGGGAUGCAGUGUGGGCUUCCUAAACAUUUGCUGUUGGUGGAUCCAGAAGGAGUGGUUCGGACUAAAGACAUGCUUUUCGAGAGCAUCAGCCACCUGAUCAACUACCACCUGACAAACAAGCUGCCGAUUGUUGCAGCAGAGAGCGAGUUGCACCUCCAGCAGGUGGUCUGCAGAAAGAACUGACUUCCAUUUGAAGCCCAUACAGAGUACAAGGGUGCAAGGCCGUCCCCUGUGCCACCAGUCUAGAGGCCCCACACUAUUGCCUUAAACAGACUUUGAGCUUCCACUGGGACUUGUGGGAUGUCGCUGUUCCUUAGGCACCGACCACAAACAGCUUUCAGCAUGUCUUGCUCAAUCGACCCCUUCUUCAACAGAGAAGACCCCAACUGAGAGUUUGGCACUGGAAAAUAACAGACUGUUUCCCAACAGACUGUUCUUGGCAUUGCCUGUCAGAAAUGUGAACUUAUGUGAAACACAUGAGACAAACCGUCUUAUUCCCUUCCUUUACAUCCGUACGAGCGCUCGUCGUCAGUGAGCUGUUGUUUCUAAAUGUGAUGUUAUUCAGUAACCGUGGCUCUGAUCUUCUCUGAUGGUCACCUCUGAGACUCUGGACAUCAUUGUGCUGUGCUUACCAACGGUUUGCUCUCAGGAUGCGGUAUUUGUUAAGGACGUUAUAUAAAGCUCAUAAGCUCAGUCGCUCUAAUGCAGUCCUAUCAAAUGCACACGUUUAAUUUAUGAACUCAGGACCAAACGUUUGGGUCAUGCUCAUGUGAUAUUGCCAUUUUUUAAACCUUAGUGAUCCAGACAUGCAUUAUACUUAACAAAUACACAUAUUCCAGUUGUGUUUAGUCACAAACAAAAGCCCACAAUGUGCACAGUUUCGUUUAAAGGUGAAUUCGGGAGUUUGCUGUGCCCACAUUAGCGAAACGUAAGUGUAGGAAGCAAAGACGGUCUGCUGUCCGUUAUCAAUAGUGUAGCGCUGAAUGAAGCACUAAUUAAACGAUUCCAAACUAAGCAGGUUUUUAGUGCCAAACGUGGUGAAUUUGCGACAAUACAAACUUGAAUUCGAUGCGAAAUAUUGGAAUAUUUCGCCUUAAGGUAUGGUCACGUUUGCCAACGUUUAGCGAAUUUUCACAGGCGAAAUACAGUCAUUUCAAUAGGUUUGUUACACCUGACAAACAAGCUGCUAAUUUCCGUAACAAACUUAAAUAUGAUGCAGAAUUUGCAUUUAUUCAAUUUCACGUCAAGUUGCAAGAAAUUUACUAAAGUUCAGCAAAUUUUAGCAGGCAAUCUAGUCAUUUUAGUAGGAAUCUAUACGAUCAGGAAUUUUGCAUGAAACAUAUUCGCAUUGCACCACUCACUCUAGAUUUCUCGCGUAAAUAAAAACAUAAUGCUCUUCUCUGUUUUCUAAAACAACGAACACGUCAUUAAGCGCGUCAUACGAAUUUGCUGCUCAAGUUACAAUUUUUCAACUUGUGCGAAAAACGCAGUUGAUAAAAAUAUUGCCACGGCCGCCAUGUAUUUGCCUGUGUUCGCGUCUUUGCAUUGACUUUGUGUGUAAUUUACUAGUGAAAUAAUUAAAUUCACUCUUGACGUGCACACAUCAUAAGAUUUCCCUACAUAGGUUUUGCAGCUGGUUCAAGUUGGUCAUCCGGAUUUGCCACGUUGACCAACAAAAAAUGGCUUGAACUUCUACGUAACAACUUAAUAAUGCUCUCCUCCAUUUUCUGAUACUACCAGACGUGUCAAUAAGCUUUUCGCUUCCUGCGAACUUCAAGCUCGUUCAACUCGUUCAAGAUGCGACUGACACGGAUAUUGCGAGUUCGCAGGAAUGCAUCUUUGCAUCGACUUUGUAUGUAAUCUACUAACCCAAAUAAUUAAUUUGAUGAGAAUCUGAUGUGAAAUGUUUUUGGGGAAAUGUUUCACCUCAAGGUGCGAGACAUUGACCAAAUUUCAGCAAAUUUUAGCGGGCGAAAUCUAGUCAUUUCAAUAGGAAUCGGUACGAUCAGGAAUUUCGCGCGAGCGUAUUAGGCUCUGCACACCGAAAGCGUAGCGAAUAUUCACACACUCAAUAUUACUUGUACGAAUAAAAACAUAAUAAUGCUCUCCUCUAUUUUCUGAUACAACCGGACGUGUCAGUAAGCUCUUUGCUGAUCGGCUUGCACGACAAUGCAUGUCAAUUUCCCACUUGAGUUGAAAUUUUUGAGAUGAAUAUUGCAUUUUUGCGGCAACCACGUUGCCCGCCACGAAUUUGUGUCUGUUCGCAUCUUCGCAUUGACUUCGUAUGUAAUCUUCUU